Molecule: messenger RNA, 489 nt
Organism: Lachancea thermotolerans CBS 6340
Lineage: Eukaryota; Fungi; Ascomycota; Saccharomycetes; Saccharomycetales; Saccharomycetaceae
Exons: 1
Coding region: 1-489 (162 amino acids)
Source: RefSeq, a predicted model, not a curated record
AUGGACCGUCUCAACUCCCUAGAAAAAAGUCUCCCACCAGAACGGCCCGCCACCGAUCAGGCCAUCGACAAGCUGAACCAGCAGGUUACUCAGGAGUUCAAAAUAGCCGCCAACGCCGUGACGAGUCUCUACCGGCUUUCGUCGGAGCGCAGCUCUCUCAGCAGGCACGCAGGGUAUGCCGAGUGUCUGGACGACGUCCUACAGCAGCUCGAGAGCGGCCGCACCGCGGAAGAGUUGCGGCAGUGGUGCGAGAAUCGGAAACACGAGAUUCGCGGCUCCGCGGCGGCGAAAACAGACUCGAGUGCUCCCACAGUAGUAGCAAGGACUCCCGCGGCGCCUGGCACGCCAGCUAGUGGCGUUGCCGCGCCGCUAGGCUCUUUCGCUUCCCGCGACAGGCGCGCGAAGCCGAACCGGGCGAGCGUCGCGCAAGCAGACCCCGAGCGCAAGAUUAAAAAGCCCAGAAACUGGAGUAACCGGUCUGAACCCUAG